This is a messenger RNA of Nannospalax galili (Upper Galilee mountains blind mole rat), 2058 nucleotides long. It is a transcript of the gene Isoc1, whose product is annotated as isochorismatase domain containing 1. The record is from RefSeq and is a predicted model, not a curated record. Gene Ontology annotation, cellular component: cytoplasm. The coding region runs from base 42 to 935 and encodes 297 amino acids. The transcript is spliced from 5 exons. Lineage: Eukaryota; Metazoa; Chordata; Mammalia; Rodentia; Spalacidae.
GCGGAGGCUGGCUUGCGCCAGGCGCGCACUCGCUCCGGAACAUGGCGGCGGAGCCCUUGGUGGCCGCGUUGGCUGGUGGUGGCGGUGGGGGCGUGGGGGCGCCGUCGGGCGGCGUCCCUGUGCUCUUCUGCUUCUCGGUGUUCGCGCGGCCGUCGUCGGUGCCUCACGGCGCGGGCUACGAGCUGCUGAUCCAGAAGUUCUUGAGCCUGUACGGCGAUCAGCUGGACAUGCACCGCAAAUUCGUGGUGCAGCUCUUCGCGGAGGAGUGGGGCCAGUACGUGGACCUGCCCAAGGGCUUCACGGUGAGCGAGCGCUGCAAGCUGCGCCUCGUGCCUCUGCAGAUCCAGCUCACCACCCUGGGGAACCUUACACCUCCCAGCACUGUGUUUUUCUGCUGUGAUAUGCAGGAACGAUUCCGACCAGCCAUCAAAUAUUUUGGGGAUAUUAUUAGUGUGGGACAGAGACUGUUGCAAGGAGCUCGGAUAUUAGGAAUUCCAGUUAUUGUAACGGAACAAUACCCCAAAGGUCUGGGCAGCACUGUCCAAGAGAUUGACUUAACAGGUGUGAAACUGGUGCUUCCAAAGACCAAAUUUUCAAUGGUAUUACCGGAAGUCGAAGCAGCGCUAGCGGAGAUCCCUGGAGUCAGGAGUGUUGUGUUGUUUGGAGUCGAAACUCAUGUAUGUAUCCAGCAAACUGCUCUGGAGCUGGUUGGCCGAGGCAUUGAGGUUCAUAUUGUUGCUGAUGCCACGUCGUCCAGGAGUAUGAUGGACAGGAUGUUUGCUCUUGAGCGUCUUGCUCGGACUGGAAUCAUAGUGACCACAAGUGAGGCUGUUCUGCUUCAGCUGGUAGCUGACAAAGACCAUCCGAAAUUCAAGGAAAUUCAGAAUCUAAUUAAGGCGAGUGCACCAGAGUCUGGUCUGCUUUCCAAAGUAUAGGACAUUUGGAGGAUCGGGAUCACCACCAGGUGACGGACUGAAAGCCCAGACAGGCUCUUGUCUCUACUAGAACUAAAAUGUUAAGUCAAAGCGGCUCUUUUUUUUGCAGCUCUUAGAAUCAUUUAACUGGCUAGACCGUUUGGGACCAGCAUUUAGUUACAAUGUCAAGGCUUCAGGUGCUGCCUGCCUUCUUUUUUCAUAAUGGGCUUUGAUUUAUUGAGACACAGUUACAGUGGAGGUGCCUGUUUUGUCUACACUGUGUCCUCUGACCAUAUCUUUUGAAAGUGCACCCUCUGGUGAAGUUUUCUUAAAUUGUGCACUUUAAAGAAAACAUAUGUACCAAUAAUGAUUUGAUUUUUAUAUCAUGGUGGUAAUGCCAGUGUAGACCCAGUGCUUUCACUCCACAGGCUGACAUGGUCCUGUGUGUGAGUUGACAAGCAGGACUCUGGGUCACAUACUUCUUUUCUCACAGGGUUGUUGAGUUGCUUAUUGAGAGAAUUGCAUUGACUUAACCAGAGCAAGUUAAAUAUUGUUUAUCAUUCUUGAUUGUACUGAUUUUCUUACCCUGGCUACCGUUUUUGUUGAUUUUCUUACCCUGGUUAAUGUUCUGUAUUAAUGUUCUUUUUCUGCUGAAUGUUUUAAGUCCUCAUUGGUUCUUUUAAUUUUGUAAACGGAGUUAUUCACAGUGCUGGGUAAUUGAUGGUGGUACUCUGUAAUAUCACCGAUGUAGGGUGAUAACCGCAUGUCUUCAACUUUCAGUAUACACAGGACUUAGGGGAGAAAUAAAGGCUGGGUAAAAGUGUAGUGUUAAAAUGCCCGUAUUCUAUUUCAUAUUUUCUCUCCCUGACCUUCAAAUAGUGUUGUUAAUACAGAAGGCAUAGGUAGUGAUUGAAUAGUACCAAUCCUAUGGUCAUUGUUACCCAUCAGUAAAUUUAUUUUCAUUUAAUAAUUAAUGUUUAAAAACUUUUUAAAAACAUGUUGUGAAAUGUGGAACAUUGUUCUUUGUAUUAAAGAAAAUGUAUUAUGUGACUGAAGUUGUUUUGCUUCCCAUAAAGAUGGCUUUAUGAAUACUAUUCUGGGAAUUCUAAAAUUUACUCAAAGGUAAUAAACUUGAGAUUCAUAA